Messenger RNA from Pocillopora damicornis (cauliflower coral), 2894 nucleotides. RefSeq names its product lipase maturation factor 2. The record is from RefSeq and is a predicted model, not a curated record. Lineage: Eukaryota; Metazoa; Cnidaria; Anthozoa; Scleractinia; Pocilloporidae. Gene Ontology annotation, biological process: protein maturation. Gene Ontology annotation, cellular component: endoplasmic reticulum membrane.
AAAUCUAACAUGGCGGGUUACGGGAAGCAAAUUCUCGUACGGGACGUGUUUUUAUGGUCCAUAUCUGCCAUCUAUCUCUUUGCGUUUUCCUCUCUCUACAUACAGAUACCAGGUCUCUAUGGACAGAACGGCGUCCUCCCUGCUAAGCUUACGCUAAGGGAAGUAAGCCAAUCAGUGGAAGAAAAUUUCUGGCACAAGCCCACCCUGUUGUGGUUCACGCCAAGGCUGGGACUAAACACAGAAACAGGAAUGGAAUUGUUAUGUUUGACUGGAAUGCUUCUCUCUCUGUUGGCCAUGGCAUUGAAGUCCUGGAGGGACUCCAUCACAUUCUUUGUUCUGUGGUUUCUUUACUACUCUUUAUAUCAGGUUGGACAAACAUUUGUCUACUUUCAGUGGGAUAUUCUGCUCAUGGAAACUGGAUUUUUGACAAUUCUGGUAUCUCCUCUCAAUAUAUUCAAAUUCAGGAACAACAAAUCUCAGCGUCACCAUGAUAACAUCACACUGUGGUUAGUGAAGUGGCUGGCAUUUAGACUUAUGUUCUGUUCUGGAGUUGUUAAAUUGUCAAGUAGAUGUCCAACAUGGUGGGGGCUCACUGCUCUUGAUUGGCAUUAUGAGUCACAGUGCAUUCCCACCCCACUGGCCUGGUAUGCCCACCAGCUUCCAAAAUGGUUUCAGAAGCUUAGCAUUGUAUUAACAUAUGUUAUUUUAAUGGCACUUUCUUGGUUGUUUUUUGUUCCUGUUCGAUCCCUGAGAAUAUUUUCAUUUUAUUCACAGAUUUUCUUUCAAGUUCUGAUUAUUCUUACUGGCAACUACAACUUCUUCAACCUACUGGCAAUUUCAUUAUUGUUGCCAAUUCUUGAUGAUGAGCAUUUGGUCACAAUUCUACCAUCUUGGCUUGUUGAAAGAUCCACCAUUCACAAACCAGCUCAGAAAAGCAAAAUUGUGAAGGUGCUAGGGAGAAUUGCCUCAUUAUCAACAAUAGCAGUCAUAAGUUAUGGGAUGGUCAAGCUCUUUGCUCUAGAGCUUUCUUCUAAAAGCAUUGUGAAGGCCGAGAUAACAUUCUCUCAGAAUCAAUUCUUCAAGGCAGUGGAUCAAGCAGUGCCAGUUACCAUAUGGCUUGGUGUCUUAUCGUUGAGUGUUGAGAUUAUUGCAUCAGUGUCAGGGUGCAUCAAGCAAAAAGGCAUCUUGAAUAAGUUAUGGUCAUUACUGCAAUGGGCAGUAUUCAGUUAUGCAGCUCUAGGAAUGUUUGCUAUAAGCCUGGUUCCUUACACAGAUAUCAGUCAUAGUGCUAAGGCAAAUCUGUGGCCUGUGAUCUCAAGAUGGCGUCAAAAGACAGAUUCCUUUGAACUUGUGAAUGCAUACGGAUUAUUUAGAAGUAUGACCGGUGUUGGUGGGCGCCCAGAGGUCAUCAUCGAGGGAAGUAAUCAUCCUGAUGGGCCCUGGUUGGAAUACCAUUUUCACUACAAACCUGGUAAUGUUUCAGAGUCUCCACCGUUAGUUGCGCCACACCAGCCACGUCUUGACUGGCAGAUCUGGUUUGCGGCGCUUGGAAGCUAUGAAUAUAAUCCGUGGUUUGUACACCUUGUCUACAGAUUGCUUCAGGGCCAACAAGAUGUUUUAGAUCUUUUGGCGAAAAACCCUUUCCCGCGCAAACCCCCCACUUACAUCAGGGCCCGGCAUUACAAAUACCACUACACAGAGCUACCAAAGAAUAUUUCUUCUCUAUCUGAUAUUCUUCAUAACAACAGACUGGUAAAGCACUGGUGGUGGAGAGACAGUCCUAGGGAAUAUCUACCAAUCCUGACUGUUAAUGAACCAACGCUAAUCAACUGGCUUAAUCAAUAUGGCUAUGCUAAGAAUGAUCCAUGGCCUGAACGACCGUCAGGUCGGCUCUACAGAGCCAUCAAGUAUCUGCGCUCCAUCGUACGAAAAUUGGACGCGCUUCGGUUCAUGUUAGGGCUGUUUUCCUGUGGAGUGAUUAUGGCAUUUUUUAAUCGCUAUCGGUCUUCAAAGCAACGAUGAUGAAUAUACAUAAAAUAUCAUGACAAAUGGUUGUAUUACUUGGAAAAGUUUAGAGAUAAGUUUAAUGACUAUCUAGCGAGGACAUUCCCGCCUUUACAAGUUCUCAAGUCCUUCGUGAUGAAUCAACAGAAAUAAGUUCAGAUAAAACACAAUAUAUUAUUGCCUUAUAGCGUUCGUAUGUUUCUUUACAUAUGAAUAUGUAUGAGAAAUUCCUGUAAGAAAUGAUAUGAAGAUAUAGAGGAUAUUACAUGGCCGCUUGGGGAUACCAAUUUUUUCUUCGAGUGCUGAAAGUAUCUCUCACGAGAGAGGGAAGAGAUACUUUCAGCACUCGAAGAUAAAAAUUCGUAUCCCCAAGCGGCCUUGUAAUGUUCUGUUUAUUUUAUAGAUACUGAUGAAAUUCCUACAUAAAAGACAACUACUUUUUUUUUUUGUGAAUGAAAUUUCAAAAGAACCAGCCGCGCGCCUCAGCGGGAAGCUCUCUCGUAAUUGGCUAAUCAUGUUAGUAACCAUGGCGACACCAAUAUCCUCGCACGUGAAAGAUAAAAAUGGUAUCUUUACUGCACGCGAUGAAGAGAUGAUUUUUUAGUUAAAAGAAAAAUACCGGUAUUUCAUCAGUAUCUAUAUAAUUCAAUACAGUAUUAGUUUAGAUAGAGCCACCAUAGCGUAAAGUAAUGAACAAAAAACGUGUUAAGUUGUGCACUCUCUCCAAAUGAAUACAGAGGUUUGUUAUAUUUAAAUAAUCGUUAAGUUCGGACAAAAGGAGGAAAUGAAAAGUUCUAUUUGUUUCUCUCCAUGAAUUUGAAGGCAGUUUUUGGCUGUACGGUUUUUUUUUUCAAAUAAACGCCCUGGGCGACUUGGCAAGCUGAACCAUA